AAGCUCUCAUAAUCCCACAAACUAUCAUCGUGGACGAGAAAGGCCAAAGGGUGAAGCUAGCCUGCGUGAACUGGCCGGCUCAUCUCCAGCCCGCUGUGGCUGAAGGGCUAAGCAAACAACCAUUAGACUCCAUCUCCAAGAAGAUUGUCUCAAUGGGAUUUAACUGCGUUAGGCUCACUUGGCCUCUUGAUUUGAUGACUAAUGACACAUUGGCUCUUAAAGUUACCGUCAAACAGUCUUUUGAAAGGUUGAAUCUGCUUGAUGAUGUUCUUGGCAUUCAAACUCACAAUCCCAAAAUCCUUAACCUCCCCAUAUUCAAUGCAUUCCAGGAAGUGGUGUCGAACCUUGGACAAAACGGAGUAAUGGUGAUACUAGACAACCACUUGACAACGCCAGGAUGGUGUUGCAGCGACAACGACCUCGACGCUUUCUUCGAAUACCCUAACUUUGAUCCCGCCGUCUGGGCCAAGGGAUUGAGCAAGAUGGCUUCUCUUUUCCGCAAUGUCACUAAUGUCGUUGGCAUGAGCCUUAGAAACGAACCACGUGGUACCAGAGAUUACCCUAACCUCUGGUUCAAGUACAUGCCAAAAGGAGGAGAAGCAGUACAC
Brassica oleracea var. oleracea is the source of this 608-nucleotide messenger RNA. RefSeq lists its product as uncharacterized. Gene Ontology annotation, molecular function: hydrolase activity, hydrolyzing O-glycosyl compounds. The annotation marks the transcript as partial. NCBI's taxonomy places the organism in Eukaryota, Viridiplantae, Streptophyta, Magnoliopsida, Brassicales, Brassicaceae. The record is from RefSeq and is a predicted model, not a curated record. The transcript is spliced from 3 exons.